Molecule: messenger RNA, 3292 nt
Organism: Capsicum annuum
Lineage: Eukaryota; Viridiplantae; Streptophyta; Magnoliopsida; Solanales; Solanaceae
Product: transcription factor bHLH113-like
Exons: 5
Coding region: 2705-3055 (116 amino acids)
Source: RefSeq, a predicted model, not a curated record
UAUCUGGGUACGUACCUCCUUUCUCCACCGUGCUCUAUAUUUUUUAGGGUUCAUGAGUAACGUAGUUGAGUAUGCUCCAAUUAUAUGUCUCUAUUUAUAUUGGAAUAUCAUCUGUUCCUCGAUUUACGUUUCACUUGAAUGUUUAUUUCUCUCAUAAUACCAUGUUUCUGAAGCUAUGAUUGUAGCUAGGCAUGCUUAAUUUAUUGUACCUUGCAGCUCGUUAGAAUAUUACACCGUUUAGCUAGGUUAAAAUUUUAGUUUUAUGUAUAAAUAUUAUAUGUUGACUCCCCAUAUUUUUUAAGUGUGUCUACAUUUUUAUAUUUUGAGACCCCUCAUUAAAAUUCCCAACUCCGCCACUGUUACCUUGACACUACCAAAGAUGAUUUCCAUCUUUUUCACUUUCGAGAAUUUGGUUUUUCAUCCUGUGAAUUUGUAGCAAUAGCUUGAGCUUCAUAUUUCAGAGUCUUGAAUUCCACUAAACAACUAAAAUCAUCUAUAUCUAUAUAUUAUUAAAAGGAGAGGACAAAUCCUUUCCAUUAAGCCAAAUGGCAGCAUAGAAUAAGUCACUUGGUAGUUUAGUUACAAAAAUUAGUUAUGUUGGUUGUUAGUUACUAUUUUUAAAAUUCAAAAUCUUAAAUAUUUGAAUUAAAAUUCAAAAAGAAAAUGGAUAAAAUAAAAGCAAUUUAACUUAAUCAGAAUUGCACAUUAACUGCAAAUACUAACCGCUUAACACAAACAUUCAACAAAUUCCUUUUGUUCAAAUUUAACCCAUUACAAAGAAGAAAUCAGUAGAAGCAACAAAUUGGCCGGUUAAAAAGUUUCAAAGGUACUAAAAUUCCUUAAUUUAGUUUCUCCUUUUUUCUGGAGAGUGAUUGGUUUUAGGAAUUUAGCCACUUAGGUUUAUCUGAUAUGAACAAUUUGUUGAUAUGUGAGAAUCAUUGAGUAUUUAAUUUUACCUUCUGCUGAUUAUUUGUACUUUCUUAGUUCAUGAUUUGGGAACAAUUAUAUGGUGAACUUGGCUGUUGUGUUGCUAAUUCUUUACGUAGUAGAUUUGCGUUUCUUUAUUGUGUGAUUGAAGGGUCACUCCAUUUAUAUCAAUUUCAAUAAAAUUGCGAAAUGACUUGGUAAUUUUCUUCUCUGCCUCCAUCACAUGUUACCGUUGUAAUAAUUUUUGCCUUUUUGUUGUCUAAUAAACUUAAUUUUAACAAAGCAAUCAUGGCCUUAAUCGUCGGAGUUACUCUAUUUUUUAGAUUUUCAGAUACUUAUGUUUGAAUUUUUCUCUUUGAGUGGAUUAUAAUCUUUGAGUGGAUUAUAACAUUUCUAUGUUAGAAAUUGUUGUACUAUAGGCAUGCGGUGUUGUACCUUAUAAUAUUUAUUAUUUUUAUUAUAACUUGAUAUAACAUCUCUAUGCGUUGUUGGUUAUUUUUUGUGUGUGUUAGGUUAUUCUUAUCAUAGAAUCAUUUCUAUGUUGUGAAUGGUCGGGUGUGUCGUUGGAUUUCAGAGUCAUACACUGUGUAUUUGAUUUUUCACAAGUGCAAUUGCAAUCAUUCGGUGCAUUAAGUGGAAACUUUCUAUGACUCAUUCUGUAUUGGUAUUAUUCGAAGCUUAGAAUAUUGAGUUAUGGUAACCGAUUUUUCGUUUUAAUUUUGGAGAAUGGAAAUACGAUUGAAAUUGGUUGAUUUUCAGAAGAAACAGGACAAUGCAGUGGCUGCUGCUCUAUAUUAUCACCCGGAAAAUGCCAGCCUGAAUAUACGUUAAUUAACUAAGUCACUUAAAGUAGAACUAGAUUCUCUACAACCUUCCAAGGGUUUUUCCGUCUUCAAUCGUAUGAACUUAGAAAAAUCACACGACUAUUAAUAUUUAUAUGGUCUUAUGAAAUAGGCCUAAACCCCUAAGUAGAAGUCUAGUUGGCUAACAAUAGAAAGACCCAAAGAUAGGAAGUAUGUUGAACACAUUAGAGUUGUCAUCGUAGUUGAUCACGCUCUUUAUGGUGUGGUUGCAGCUCUUUUAUGGGUGCAGCCCGGGUGUAUUCUGCCCGGGCCACUUAACCCUGCAAUUAUAGACUUCUUUGCAAGACGGGGGUGGUCACUGGUCCUCUCCUUUGAACUCUUCUAUGCUCUCGUCUUGGGCUCCAGAUGCGUCUCAAUGAUUUGAAUUGGCUUUGCAUCUUCUCGAGAACUCAACGUUAUCCUUCUAAUGCAUUCUUGAAUCUUGAUCAUUCCUUGAAGCUCUUCCAACCCCUUGUCUCGGAAUCUCAAGAAUGACUUGUUUGUAGUGUGUCCUCAAUCCUCAUUUGGGGUGUUCAUGGUUUGGUUAAAAAACAAUUCAAAUCGAGAGUUGUGGAUCCAUUAGAAGAUUGACUGUCGUCUCCUUUACCAAUUUUUCAACUCACUCUAGUUUGUUUGGUUAAAAAUCAAUUCAAAUCGACUGUUGUGGAUCCAUUGGAAGAUUGACUGUCGUCGCCUUUCCCUAUUUUUCAACUCACUCUAGUUUUCAGUCGUUCUUUCCCCGAAUCUUGCUUCUCCGGCCCCUAUCUUAUAAGGACAAAGAAGCCCGUUAUUAUUUGUGAAAAAUCUCAUCAAAACUAACAAGGGGUGUUCGUAAAUGAACUUGGCCUCUUCUUUUGCUUUUGUAAGUACAGAUUGAUGAAAUUUCAACUUGCGUCUUUUGGCAUGAGACCAAUACAAUAUGGAAUCCGAUAAAUAUGAGGCCGAGAAAGGGUGCCAGCGAGGUAAAAAAAAGAAAGAAGCUUCAGAGAAGCCUAAAGGACAAGAUCGCAGCUGCGCAAAAGCUAGUUUCUCCCAACGGCAAGGUUGAGACUGCUCCAGUCCUCCGCGAAACUUGCAACGCUAUUAAAGCUGUUAAAAAACAGAUUCAGGACUUGUGUAACACAGCAAGCAACGUUGGUUCCCUUUUUCAGUCGCAGAAUAGCGGGGGGAAAAGAAAUCGAUGUACAAAGCGAAGUUUUUUGCUUGGUUCCAGUGUCACUUGUGCAGAAAGUAACAGACAGACAUUUACGACGAUGAAAACAGCUCUUUAUAACUUAUAUCAAUGAAGUAAUCGACUAAUAGUCGUAGUUUCAGUGCCAGAAAUAGCUCAUUUUCUUCAUCGUUAUCCAAAAUAUUCGUGGAAAUAAUAUGAUAGCACCUCGUAUUUGGUACGAUAGAAGUCAUUUUUCGGAUGUUAGUUUUCCAGCAGCACAGUUAUUUUAUGAUGUUUGGUUAUCAGGAGAAUGUUUUUAUACACAAAUGUUCAUAUAAAUACAUUGUAGUAAGGGAAUAUUUUUCAUUCA